UAUGGAUCGUAUUUACUUUACGAAGCCAAGUGAUAGCAUUCUACAUAAAAUGCAAAAUAACAAAGUGGAACAAAUCUCCACUAAUUUCACUGCCGAGAGUAUUGUAGCUCCUACUCUCAACACUUUCUUUCUAUUACAAAAAGAUCACGAGCCCCUUAUUGUGUUUGGUGAUCUUAAUCAGAAGGGAAUUCAUUUAUAUUACGUAAAAAGCAAAAUUUAUGAGAAAAUUCCUGUCUAUUGGAAUCAUUAUGCAAUUGCCACUGAAUAUGAUUCAAAAACGGAUCAAAUUAUCUGGAUGGAUUCCAUUGCAGAUAAGAAUCUCCAUCUUAUAUACAGAAUAAAUAGGAAAACCUUAACUGCUUUUCACAUUGCAGCUCACCCGGACAAAAACAGUGGAGGUAUCGCUCUGAAUAAAGAAGGAAUACUAUAUUAUGCGGCUGGACAAUACAUUAGUUACCAUCAUAUUAAUAAAAAACCAGACAAACCGUCAAAGAAAUUUGAUGAUUUAACUAAUGUAAAAGCUAUAGCAAUUGACGAACAAAACAACUAUUUAUACCUUGUGGAUUCUCCUGUAUCGAGCAUUCAUAGAUCAUCUAUUACAAAUAAUCUGUUGUCACACAGCGAUACUAAAAUACUUUCUGACGGCUUGGCAACAGUCUCAGGAUUAGUAUUUGGCAGUGAGAGAAAUAUAUUCUAUUUCACCAACACACUAAAUUCUUCUCCAGUCAUCGGAAAAAUUGAGAAAUACAAUUUAAAUGAUAGCAGCAGAAGUGUCAUUUUCGAGAAAGCACAUUGGAACAUUUAUGGUAUUACUAAAAACCCUAUAGCAGAAGAACUUUACUUUUCAGUAACAGAUAAACCAGAUAACACCAUAAGUGCCAUUCAAGUUUUGAAAAUACCUGAAAAUUUGAAUGAAGGAUUAGAUUCACUAAAGCUUGGGCAGUUUAAAGAUGUUCGGGGAAUCGUUUGUGGACUUACACCUGAAGUUGACUCGGAGAAUGACGAAAACGAAACUAAGUCAUCAAAAAAUAAUGCAGGUCUCAUUGGAGGCGUUGUUUCGGCUGCAGUAAUUGUUUUGUUGAUUACUAUAGCUAUUACCAUUUACUGUUUGAAAAAGAAACCGCUAAAACCGAAUGAGCGAGCAGUCGCAUAUGCUCAGUCAGUUGCUAGUGGUGGUAAUGAUAACGUAACUGUGAUCACAAGCGUAACUGGUAUUUCUGGGAUCUCUCAAACACACGAUUACAAGGGUGCAGCUCAAUUUGGCUAUGUGAAAAUGCCGUCAGAUGAGGCUUCCGUAUCCGGACGUAGUAUAAAAUAUUGA
Dimorphilus gyrociliatus is the source of this 1321-nucleotide messenger RNA. The record is from the annotation of a GenBank genome assembly. Lineage: Eukaryota; Metazoa; Annelida; Polychaeta; Dinophilidae.